Messenger RNA from Nematolebias whitei (Rio pearlfish), 1660 nucleotides. RefSeq names its product pyruvate dehydrogenase E1 subunit alpha 1a (gene pdha1a). Lineage: Eukaryota; Metazoa; Chordata; Actinopteri; Cyprinodontiformes; Rivulidae. Bases 63 to 1235 code for a protein of 390 amino acids. Gene Ontology annotation, cellular component: intracellular membrane-bounded organelle. The record is from RefSeq and is a predicted model, not a curated record. Gene Ontology annotation, molecular function: pyruvate dehydrogenase (acetyl-transferring) activity. The transcript has 11 exons. Gene Ontology annotation, biological process: pyruvate decarboxylation to acetyl-CoA.
GGAAGGACAGAGCUUUUCCGAAGAAGGACGGGUCGGUGCCGUACGGUUCUGCGGUUGAAAAGAUGCUGACCAUUGUCUCGAAUGUGCUGAGAACUUGUUCUCAGAGACAUGCUGGUGCAGUGGUUGUUUCAGCUCGUACCUACGCUGACUUCACAACCCAGGCCACCUUUGAGAUAAAGAAAUGUGACGUCUUCAAGCUGGACGAAGGCCCCGCCACGCAGGUGGUUCUGACUCGAGAUGAGGGUCUGCAGUAUUACCGCAUCAUGCAGACCAUGAGGCGGAUGGAGCUGAAGGCAGAUCAGCUGUAUAAGCAGAAGAUCAUCAGAGGGUUCUGCCACCUGUAUGACGGACAGGAGGCUUGUGCUGUUGGUAUUGAAGCAUCCAUUAAUCUGACGGACCACCUGAUUACUGCGUACCGUGCACACGGCUACACCUACACCAGGGGAGGAACCGUAAAGGAGAUCAUGGCUGAACUCACUGGCAGAAGAGGAGGUAUUGCAAAAGGAAAGGGAGGCUCUAUGCACAUGUACUGUAAAAACUUCUAUGGAGGAAAUGGAAUCGUCGGAGCUCAAGUUCCUCUGGGUGCUGGUGUGGCUCUGGCCUGCAAAUAUCAGGGCAACAAUGAGCUGUGCGUUUGUCUCUACGGUGACGGUGCUGCCAACCAGGGUCAGAUCUUUGAAACCUACAACAUGGCUGCUCUGUGGAAGCUGCCAGUGAUCUUCAUCUGUGAGAACAACAGGUAUGGGAUGGGCACGUCGGUGGAGCGAGCCGCAGCCAGCACAGACUACUUCAAGAGGGGGGAGUUCAUUCCUGGUCUCAGGGUGGAUGGCAUGGACGUUCUGUGUGUUCGGGAAGCGACCAGGUUUGCAGCUGAUCAUUGCCGGUCUGGGAAGGGCCCGAUCCUGAUGGAGCUUCAGACGUACCGCUAUCACGGCCACAGCAUGAGUGACCCUGGCAUCAGCUACCGCACACGUGAGGAGAUCCAGGAGGUCCGCAGCAAGAGUGACCCCAUCUCCUUGCUGAAGGAUCGCCUCAUCAGCAACAACAUGGCCAGUGUGGAGGAGCUGAAGGAGAUCGAUGUGGAGGUGAGGAAGGAAAUCGAAGAUGCUGCUCAGUUCGCCACCACGGAUCCUGAACCCCCUCUGGAGGAAUUGUGCAACCACAUCUAUCACAACAACUCGCCGACCGAGGUGCGCGGCACCAACCCGUGGGCCAAGCUCAAGUCCAUUAGCUAAAGUUCAAGUUGAAUCGUCAAGCCAAAACCAUACUGUCACAGGUGCACACAUCCCAUAAUGCACCACAAACAUCAAAAGCGUCAGCCAUUAAUUUACUUCCACCUUUAACUGACGGGCCUCAUUUACAAAAAUGUUCUGAGGAUUAAACUACCAUUAAAAUGUAAAUGUUCCCUUCAGUUCUACUCAAACUACUCUGACUCUGACUCUGAGUAGUGUCACCGUUAAAGAAGCUACUGCCUGAUUUUCACUUUCCUCACUUAAUUUAAUUUAAUUUUUUAUGCCCUUUAAAGCAGAUUCUAUCCUGAACUGAUAUUUCCAUAAAAACGUUAAUUAGAAAAAAAAAAAAACUGUUGACCUCAAGUGCAUUAAUGGUCAUUGUUGCCACAGAUUGGUUAUUUUUUUAUUAAACAUCAUAUUGAGCCAAA